UAUUGUGGGGUGUGUGAUCGGGAGAUGCCACCAAGAAGUCAUCAUUGCGUGUUGUGUAAGAGGUGUGUGCUAGUACGAGAGCACCAUUGCUUCUUCCUCGGAACGUGUAUUGGAGGAAAUAAUUUGAAAAGUUUCUGUCAAUUGUUAUUUUUUAUUUCAUCGGGUUGCCUAUUAGCUUUGAUUCUCUGCUUGCGGUAUUUAAAUUUGGUACAUUUAAGUUUGGCAUUUGGGUUUUUCAUAAUGGAGUUGAACGUCGUUGUAGUUGGGUUUGUUGCUUCUACAAGUUUUCUCGCUUGGCACGUGUUUUUAAUUUGCACAGGUUUAACCUCUUACGAAUUCUACACAAAGAAAUUG
Helobdella robusta is the source of this 354-nucleotide messenger RNA. RefSeq lists its product as hypothetical. Gene Ontology annotation, molecular function: protein-cysteine S-palmitoyltransferase activity. The annotation marks the transcript as partial. Gene Ontology annotation, cellular component: endoplasmic reticulum; Golgi apparatus. The transcript has 2 exons. Gene Ontology annotation, biological process: peptidyl-L-cysteine S-palmitoylation; protein targeting to membrane. NCBI's taxonomy places the organism in Eukaryota, Metazoa, Annelida, Clitellata, Rhynchobdellida, Glossiphoniidae. The record is from RefSeq and is a predicted model, not a curated record.